AUGUCACAGAGAAAGGACAGCUGCAAAGGGCAAGCUUCAAGGAUGGACUCAAUGGGCUUAUCCAGGAAGACAGCAGAAUUCUCCCUGGACAAAGAGUACGUGAUCCUGGAUUUUCCAAUCACUUCUGUCCUGAGUGGCUCAGGUGGUAAAGAAUCCAGCUGCAGUGUGGGAGACCCGGGUUCAGUCCCUGGAUUGGGAAGAUCCCCUGGAGAAGGGAAAGGCAACCCACUUCAGUAUUCUUGCCUGGGGAAAUCCCAUGGACAGAGGAGUCUGGUGGGCUACAGUGUAUGGGGCUGCAAAGAGUCAGACACGACUGAGCAACGAACACUUUCACACAAACUCCACUGA
Molecule: messenger RNA, 348 nt
Organism: Rangifer tarandus platyrhynchus (Svalbard reindeer)
Lineage: Eukaryota; Metazoa; Chordata; Mammalia; Artiodactyla; Cervidae
Source: the annotation of a GenBank genome assembly